CCGUACUUCCAGGUCCCAUACCAAUCAUAGCAAUACCGAUCGUACCGAUUCCCGCCUACCCCAGUAACCCCUAUUGUAACUAACUACCUUAUUCUACUGGGGGUCCAUGUUUCACUGGUAUUCCCCAAAUUACCAACUUACCACAUUACCAAAAUACGGUACCUCCCUCGCUCUCUCCCUCUUUCUCCCUCCAAACACUGGGUUGAACCUCAGGAGAGCAUCCCGUAAUCUCCAUCUUGUCCACACACUUCUCUCCUCCCCUCCCGCUCUUUCUAGUUUCACCCUUUCGCUUGGAGCUUCUUUUCUUCCUUCUCCGCUCGCUAUCUUCUCCAUCCUGUUGUUUACUUCGUCAAUUCCGUUGAUUUUGUCGCUUCAUUUCUCCGUUUCCUUUCGUUCGUUCCCCUAAUUCGCCCACCAUGUCGUCGGCCCUCAACGCGGUAUGUCUUGAGAUCUCUCUUUUGUCAACCCUCCAAUUCCCCCAAAAGAGAAUGGAAAGAAAGAAAUGAAGACGGUGAAGAUCGUUCAUUCGUCUUUCCCUUCCUAAGCACUCACUUCCC
Aspergillus campestris IBT 28561 is the source of this 557-nucleotide messenger RNA. RefSeq lists its product as uncharacterized. Bases 107 to 406 code for a protein of 99 amino acids. The transcript has a single exon. The record is from RefSeq and is a predicted model, not a curated record. Lineage: Eukaryota; Fungi; Ascomycota; Eurotiomycetes; Eurotiales; Aspergillaceae.